CAGGCAAACGGAGAUGGGAUCAUAUUGAUGGCAUCGAUGGGGUGAUAGGAUCCAGUCAAAAGGAGCCAGGUUUCAUAAACUAAGGGGGCACUGACAAAGUAUCAAUGAGAGGCAGGUAUUGAAGUCAAUGAGGUCCAACAGGAGGCAACAGGAGGAGGGAAAGGGUGAAUGGGAGGCCAGCUCCAAGAACCAAUAAGAAGUUGGCAGGAGGGGUUAUGAACUGCUCCCGAACCUGGUGCUAUGGGUCCUGAAGUUCCUGUACCUUCUUCCUGAUGGCAGCAGCAAGAAGAAGGCAUGGCCUGGCUAGUGGUAAUCCUUCAAAUUUCAAAGUUCAUUUAUUAUCAAAGUACAUCUAUAUCAGCAUACACAACCCAGAGAUUAAUUUUCUUGUGGGCAUACUUCAUGAGGGAUGCUGCUUUCCUCUGAUAGCACUUCAUGCAGAUGUGCUCGAUGGUGGGGAGGACUUUAGCUGUGACGGACUAGGCCAUAUCCACUACUUUUUGUAGGCUUUUCCAUACAAGGGCAUUGGUGCUUCCAUACCAGGCAGUGCUACUCUCCACCACACAUCUAUAGAGGUUGGUCAAAGUUUCAGAUGACUUGCUGAAUCUUCACAAACUUCUAAGAAAGUAGAGGCACUGCUGAGCUUUCUUCAUAAAGACAUUUACAUGCUGGACCCAGGACAGAUCCCCCAGAAUGAUAACAUGGAAUCAUUUAAAGUUGCUGAUCCUCUCCAACUCUAAUUCCCCCAACGAGAACUGAUUCUUGGACUCCCAGUUUCCCCCUCAAUAAUCAGCUGCUUGGUCUUGCUGACACUCUGUGAGAGGUUGUUGUGGUGGUUCCAUUCAGCCAGAUUUUCAAUCUUCCUCUUUUAUGCUGAUUCAUCACCACAUUGAUUCAGCCAUGGACAAUGGUGUCAUCAGCGAAUUUCAUUAUGGCAUUGGAGCUGUGCUUAGCCUUACAAUCAUAAGUAUAUGAGUUGAGAGUUAGGGGGCAAAAGUUUAGGGGUAACAUGAGGGGGAACUUCUUUACUCAGAGUGGUAGCUGUGUGGAACGAGCUUCCAGUAGAAGUGGUAGAGGCAGGUUCGGUAUUGUUAUUUAAAGUGAAAUUGGAUAGGUAUGUGGACAGGAAAGGAAUGGAGGGUUAUGGGCUGAGUGCAGGUCGGUGGGACUAGGUGAGAGUAAGUGUUCGGCACGGAAUAGAAGGGCCUGGAUGGCCUGUUUCCAUGCUGUGAUUGUUAUAUGGUUAUAAAGUGAGUAGAGCAGGGGUUAAAUGCACAGCUUUGAGGGGCAUCUGUGCUGAUAGAGACUGUGGAGAUGUUGUUGAGGCUAGAUUAUGAACCAAUAGAAAGUUGGGAGGAUGGACCAAUAGGAGUCAGGCAGUGAGAGCCAAUGAGAGGCCAGCAACAGACUCCGCCCUCCAUGCGAUGCAGCGACGCCAGCGGCUGAAGGCGUUCAUUGCAACGCGCGGGGUAGGGGGCGGGGCCGAGUGCCCGUGAGGGGCGGUGCGUUGCCAGGGAGGGUCACGUGCCCCUACAUGGUUGCUGAUCAGGUGACGCCGGCUUGACGAUGGCGGCGUUGGCGGAGUCUCUAUCGCUGGAGAGAGAUGUUGCUAGGGCUGUCGAGCUCCUGGAGAAGUUACAGCGGAGUGGCAAUGUCCCGCCUCAGAAACUGCAGACAUUGCAGCGGGUUCUUCAGAGCAAGUUCUGCUCUGCUAUUCGAGAGGUGUAUGAACAGCUUUACGAAACGCUCGACAUCAGUGGCAGCCCUGAGAUAAAAGCUCACGCAACAGCCAAGGCAACAGUGGCGGCUUUUGCAGCCAGCGAGGGCCACGCACACCCUCGCGUUGUGGAACUUCCGAAGACAGAAGAGGGACUUGGCUUCAACAUAAUGGGUGGGAAGGAACAGAACUCCCCCAUCUACAUAUCCCGAAUUAUUCCCGGUGGAGUGGCAGAUAGACAUGGAGGACUUAAACGUGGCGAUCAGCUUCUCUCAGUAAAUGGAGUGAGUGUGGAAGGGGAGCAGCAUGAGAAAGCUGUGGAGUUGUUGAAAGCAGCCCAAGGCACGGUGAAGUUGGUGGUGCGGUACACGCCCAAAGUGCUGGAGGAAAUGGAGGCUCGCUUUGAGAAGAUGAGGACUGCCCGGCGUAGGCAGCAGCACACCAGCUACUCGUAGGUCUCAGGAUGGCAGAAGGCUUUGGUCAGAAGUUCACCGGGUCCUUGGAGUCCAGAGGAUAGCUGUUCCGAUCUCCUGUUUCCAGAGGUGGGCAUGGUACAAGCAUGUGAUACAGCUGUUGUGCGUAUAGCCGAGUGCCAAGAGACCCCACACUGUAGGUCUGACCACGAGAAACAAUGAGCUUAACCAAACUCUGCAAGGGUAUCAUCUUUUCAUGAUUAACUGUCAGCACGUAUUGGGGGAAGCUGGUGGGAUUAGGGGCACCUAGAGGUGUAAUUGGCCAAAGAUGAAGGACAAUUCUCAUUGAAGGUGAUACCUCUUUAAGUUUCAUGAGUUUAUAAAGAUCUAAAAUCUCCCGCUGUGAAAAAUGUACCCAUUAAUUGACCAAUAUGAUUUUGAUCAUCUCCCACUUUACCAUGAUGAAUAGGUUCUUUCAUAUUGAGGCCUGAAGUAUCACCCCAACUCCAUAACUUAUUCACCCAUCUAUAGGAAUUCCACUAGCAAAGGUAUUUAGCUGGAUUAAAGAUUUGUUUAGGAAUAGGAGUGAAUGUUUACUUUUAACGUCUAUAUUUUAAGGACAGUUCUACUUAACAAGCAAGUGGUUCAUCUAUGUUUAUGCAGCUUGAGGUUUCAUGUUCUCAGUCUAAAACUGGCAGUGCUUACUUAGAUCGUGUCAGGAAAAUCUGAAUGAGACCUAGUUAUCCGAAAUGUGUUUCCUAUUGAGAUUGCAGUGGCAUUAUUGUAAUAAUUAGGAAUUCUGAAGGGAAUUACAACUAUUUGUGGAAAGCUUUCAAUGCCAAGACAACUGGAGUUGAUUACAAAUCAUGUCCUAUUGGGAAUGGACCGGUUCAUUAGAGAAUCCAGUCUCCCCCCACCCCUUCCUCUCAUUCCCCAUCUCCCCCCCCCCCCCACCACUUCCGGGAAGAAAUAUCUAGUGAGGAGUUGUACAAUAGCAUGAAUUAUUUUUGGCUCUGUGUGCACAACUGACUGCAGUUUACCUGAAAACGAAUCGUGCUGAUGAGAGCCCAGCUCCUUCUGAGCAGUUGGUGACGCCUUCAUAGCUUGUCUCAGAGCUUUGGAUUUGACCUAGCUUUGCAGACAGGGUUCUGGUUACUAGUUACACAUAUUGAAGUCUUUAGCUAACUGUAGCUAUUUUUGAUGGUGUUUAGCACCCCUCCCCCACUGUAUUGCUUGAUUUUCUAUGUUAUGGCAAAGACAUGAACCGCCUCAUUUUAUUUGUGCAUCCUUUGGGGGUGCAGUAUUUAAAGCUCCCACCAGUACUGUGUGUAAAUUCCUUACUGGUACAGUCAUGUCACAAAAGCAGUAUUGGCCACUUUGUUACAGGCCCUUUUGACUGACUGCCAUUUGAGGUGGUUACUGAAAGCUCAGUAGUACUACAGCAGUAAUGCCUCUCACCUGGCUGCUGACUGUAAUGCUCAGUGUUUCAGUUCAGUGGUUGAUAUCCUUAUAGCCGUUGGCCAGCUCAGGGGACGGCAACAGAUUUAACCUGUAAUUAGUGACAAGGUUGUUUGAUUAAAUGUAGGGAGUAAUACCACUUAAGGUAGAAGAGGGUGAUUUUUCAGCUUUUUUUUUCAAAUUUCUUCAGCUUUCUCAGGAAGUAAAGUUGGCUGGUGGGCCUUCUUGGCAUAUACUAUUCAAAUGAGAAUGUGGAGCAUUACAGCAGAAUACAGGCGCUUCGGCUCCCGAUAUUGUGCCGACUUUUAACUCACUUUAAGAUCAAUCUAUCCCUUCUCUCCUGCUUAGCCCUCUAUUUUUCUAUCAUCCAUGUGCCCGUCUAAGUUUAUUAAAUGCCCUGAUGUAUCUGCCUCUGCCACCACCCCUGCAGAGCUUUCUAUACAUCCAUCACUCUCUAAAAUUACCUCUGACUUUGCCCCCGAUAUUUUCCUCCAUUUAUCUUAAAAUUAUGCUCCCUUGUAUUGGAAAUUUCUCACCUUGUGAAAAUGUGUCUGACUAUUCACUCGGUCUUACCUUCUCGGUGAAGUUCCUCUUUUAUUUCCUGUUUGAAAACUUACGGCUUUCUGGCUUGAUCAAUAUAUAAGCCAUCAUCAAAAUCCUUCAUAAUCUUUCCUGUAAUUUCCUCUUUUCGAGAGGAAGGAGCCCCAGCUGUUGAACUUUCCCACUAGGCAUAAUCUCCCUGUACUGAUUGCAUAAUUUUCACUCCUGUCUCCGGCCUUGUUCACUGCCUUCAUUAAUUGGAUUCUACUCUGCUAGCUAGUUGCCGUGGAAUGGGAAUGAGAGAUUUGAUCAGCAUUCUUACACCCCUGCUGGUGGGAACAGUGUCCUUGUAAAAACACAUGCUGACUUGUGAAACUCUAGAAAUGACCUGACCAAUUCUUUAACACGCCGUAUUCUUAGAUCAAACUACCUUUUGGAUUCUAACCCUUAUUACUGACACUUUUAAAGAGCUGUUUAAUUUAGUUCUCAAUUUGAGCAGCCUGAAUUAAUCUUAACCUUGUUAUAUAAACUAAUUGGAUAUCAAAAAUCAGAAAUAUGUGAAACGUGGUUUUAAUCGGAGCACAAUUUUAACUUUCCGUUCUCCAUUUCCCUCCUAUUCUCUUUGUCUGCCCUAUUUACUAUAAACUUAGUUUGCUCAUUGUUCUCAGUAUUUUUUCCAAUGUUAAGAUGUUUUUAAUUGUAUUUCUCUGUAAUAUAGCCUAGUCUUUUUUAAUUUGGUCUCUGGGAUAUGGGUGUUGCGACCAUGGUCUGCAUUUAUUGAUUAUCCCUCCGUGCCCAUGGCUAGUUAGGGCUUUCACUUUACACGUUUAGUCCAAACUGGCCAUGGAAGGCAGAUGUCCAGUCAUGGCUAUGGUCAUGUGACUUUAGUAGUCACUAUCUUUACUUCUUUCAGACUUACAGUAUUUAAGUUAACUGAACUCCGAUGUAUGAAGUGUCAUGAUGGGAUAAUAAGUUAUGUCUGUGUUGUUCGCUCGGGCCUCAAGAUGACCAGUCCAGGAGCACAACCCCUAGGUACCAUAUUGGAGAUGGGGCCAACUGAUAGUGAGGUGGGCUAAUUUGUAACAGAAGACUGAAAGCCUCAGCCCCGCCCCCCCGUCACUCAUGACAUGACAAUCAUAUCAUGUCUGAACCGCAUUGUCAUUACAGAUCUGUGAGUGACGAGAUGAGGUUAAACAAAGUUUAUUGUCAUCUGCAAUGAGAUACUUAUUAGUAGCAACACCACAAGCACAUAACAUCAAAGAAGCAGCGUUCACAAGAAAACAUAAAUAUAAAUUAUUCACAGUUUUUACAAGAAAGAACACAAAACAAAAAAAGUGUAUUUUAGACAGGACUCUGCGACGGUUAUCUUUCACUUCAAAAACACUAAAGUCUUCCAUAGGUUUGCACUUGCCAUGGGAGAUGUCUCUUCACGUUCUCAUAGGACUUUAGUUUUUGAAACUUGUGAGUUUGUAUUAAGGAUGGGCAGGAGAUCCCACUUGAUUUGUCAAGACUGUGGUCUCUUUCAAAAUUUGGCCCCCCCCCCCCCCCCGGCACUCUGCAGCCUUUCCCUCUCAUCCCGAAUGUGAUUUAAUGCUGUCCCAUUCACCCCUCCGAUACUUCACCAAGCGGUUGUUUACACAGGGCACAGCUUUUGACUGGAAGCAUACUAUAACAGCCCAAUCAGUAUCUUUGCAUUGCACGCCUCCAGUAGAUGACAGUGUCACAAGAAUCCAGGGAAUGCUCCCGACUGAUCCAUGGCUAUAAGCAGUUUGCUUGGCACAGACUACUGACCACCGCCCAGAACCUUCAGCUCUCUGUGCUUCAGUGCUACACCGAGUUGUGCCUUGGCUCCAUUGGCCAUUAAGCAACCCUAGGAACAUACAUCCACAGAUAUUCUUUACCUGGAUCUAGAAGGUGUUGAGCCAGUAACAAAGUUAACAAAGAGGAAACAUGUAGAACUAAUUUCUGUAAAAUGCUUGAUGGAAAGACAACCAGAGGAGGUCCGUGACUCACUGGCUGUCCAACACUUGUAGAUUGCUGUUUGCAAUUUAUAACCCUAACCUUAGUUAUUGGUAACCGAAACUGACAAAAGACAGGCAGCAAUGGUACCAGCAGAGAUGGUUCUUCACACAAGCGUACCUCCAUCAGGAGGAAAUAAAUACAAGUAUUUAUAUAGGGGAAAGAAUUAUCAAAGCAUGUAGCGGGUGGAAGCCUCAUUGCAUCUUGAUGAGACUAAUCCCACUCCUGGCUUUCAGACUGUAGAUUAUAAUCUUCAUGUGCUCACUUUGAUACUUCGUGAAUGUUGUGAGGGUGUUUGACUCUGUCACCCUUUCAGGCUGUCAGUUCUUGAUCCACGUUCCACUUUGGAUUGUCUGUUAGCUUCUUCAGUUAUACUCUGAUCCUCCCCAAUACCCUAAAUCUAUGCCUACUGGUUACUGACUGCUCAUGUAAGUGAAAUAGGUUCUUGCUGUUCACUGUCAAAACCUCACAUAAUUUUAUAUACCUCAGUUAAAUCUCCCUUCAGCAUCUCCUGUUCCAAAGCACACAACCCAAGGCUACUCAGUCCUUCCUCGUAACUAAACUGAGCAACGUGCUCGUAGGUCUCUGAAAGCUCUCCGUUGCCCGCUGGCGUGGAUCCCUAAGUGCAAGGAGCUAAACAGUGUGCUUGUUGCAGAACAUCUUGUUGUUUGUCCCUCUUCCCACAAGGUAAGUGGGAUCAGUCAUAAAUAAACAAAACUCCUCGGCAGGUCUGUGAAAGGUUUCAUUGCUUGGUGACUUUGAGCAUUAACUUUUUCUAUCUCCACGAGCUGUCUGACCUGAAUGUUUCAGUUUUACUGAGGGCUUUCAGCUUCCACGGUUCUUCAUUUGGGAUGAGUGGGAUUAAUUGUCAGGUACUCCUGAACAUAAAGUAACUUAUCAAAAAAGAGCAAAUAAAUGUGCUGAGCAGUGCUGGGCGGUCACAGUGUCCGAUCAGUGUGGAAUCUUUAAAUUAGCUGAUAUUUGGCAAACCAUUUGUCUCUACUGACAAUAGUCCUUGUACAGUGUGUGCAACACCUUCCCCUCCCUCUUCCCCUAUAGAAACACAUGUUAUAUGUCACCAGUAUUUCGGCUGAAAGCCAGCUAGAUACGGGGUCAUUCCUAACACAACCUUGUGGAAUAUUGUUGUAUACCUUGAACAUAUCGUGUGUGCUAACUGGAAACGAGGGAUGUCUGUAAAUCUUAAAUGUACUGUAACCUUACUACUGUACUGACAUAAUAUGCACUGAUGUAUAUUAUACGCAGCUGAAGUCUUAAAUGUUUCCAUAAUCGUUUCAUAUAGCUGCAGUCUAAUUUAUUGCCUAAUAAAGUAAUAUAUUAUUUAAACAGUGAAAAAGGCACUAGUGUUUCUUUUGUGUAAGGCCAAGUACUGUACAGAGACAAUACAUCAAAUCCUGUUUAAAGAAUGCAUUUUG
Messenger RNA from Hypanus sabinus (Atlantic stingray), 7580 nucleotides. Its product is annotated as protein lin-7 homolog B. Gene Ontology annotation, cellular component: basolateral plasma membrane; MPP7-DLG1-LIN7 complex; cell-cell junction. The transcript has 6 exons. NCBI's taxonomy places the organism in Eukaryota, Metazoa, Chordata, Chondrichthyes, Myliobatiformes, Dasyatidae. Bases 1567 to 2172 code for a protein of 201 amino acids. Gene Ontology annotation, biological process: neurotransmitter secretion; maintenance of epithelial cell apical/basal polarity; protein localization to basolateral plasma membrane. The record is from RefSeq and is a predicted model, not a curated record. Gene Ontology annotation, molecular function: L27 domain binding.